AACAUAAGGAACACGGCAGGAAAUCCUCACUUGCAUUUCAGUCAAUUGUUCCAUAGAACAGGCUUCACUUUUGUUUGCAUGGGGUUGGAAGGAGGGGAGGAGUAGGAGACGGAGAGGAGGAGCUCCAUUUCUCCUCCUCCUCCUCUUCAUCUACUAUAUGCAAAGAAAAAAAAAAGCUUGACCAGCCCCCCUUCCCUUCCAUUCCCAUGGAUCGUAUUACCCGGGACUCAAGCAUCCAGACAUCUGCUCCAACGCAACAACUGAGCGCGUCCGCGCGUCACAGACCUGCCACCGAUCUCUCCCGCGGUGCCUACUCCUCCUCUUCCUCUUUUACCCCUCCUCUUUCUGCCCUCUCCCCCAAAGCUGUAGUGUCUGCUAUUUUGUGUUAACCGCGGUGAUCAUGAGAAGCCACGGUGCCCUGCACAUUUCCCGGCUGUGAGCGAGACCCUGCCUGUAUCCAGACCCUGGAGGCAGUGAGGUAGAGUCGGUGUGAAAAAGAAGAGAGCAGUGGCCCCGGCCGGCUCCAGUGGGCAGCAGCAGCAGCAGCAGCAGCACAUUUCUUUUCUUUUCUUUUUUUUAUCUGCUGCUUCUGUUGUGAUCAGCGGCUCUGCAUCCUCUCCGCUUCAGGCUACAUUGUUGUCAUUAGCAGACAACAACGGAGGCAGUGAACGCAUCUCCAUGCCUGGUGUGUUUAUAAGGCCCAUGCUGUCGGACAUUUAACCCGGCUCUGGCGUUGCUCCCUGCUCUCUCUCUCUCUCUCUCUCCCUGUCUCUACGAGCGUGUUUGGUUUGUGUUCGGCACCAUGGAGUCCGUGGAGAAGGAGUGUGGAGCGUUGGGUGGAUUAUUCCAGUCCAUCGUGAACGACAUGAAGAGCUCAUACCCUGUGUGGGAAGAUUUCAGUGCCAAGGCCACAAAACUGCACUCUCAACUCAGGACCACAAUUCUGGCAGCAGUGGCCUUUUUAGAUGCCUUUCAAAAGGUGGCAGACAUGGCCACUAACUCAAGAGGUGCCACCAGGGACAUUGGCUCGGCUCUGACGAGGAUGUGUAUGCGACAUCGCAGCAUUGAAACAAAAUUACGACAUUUUACCAAUGCUUUAAUGGAAGGCCUGGUUAUGCCACUCCAGGAAAGGAUGGAAGAGUGGAAGAAGACGGCCAAUCAGCUGGACAAAGACCACGCCAAAGAAUACAAACGGUCUCGUCAGGAGAUCAAGAGAAAGUCUCUAGACACCAUCAAACUCCAGAAAAAAGCCAGAAAAGGCCGGGGUAACCUUCGCCCCCAACUGGACAGUGCCAUGCAGGAUGUCAGUGACCUGUACCUGCUGAUGGAGGAAACGGAGAAGCAGGCGGUCCGUAGAGCCCUGCUGGAGGAGAGGAGUCAUUACUGUACAUUUAUCAACCUGCUGCAGCCUGUGUUGAAUGUAGAGAUUGCCAUGCUGGGUGAGAUCACACACCUGCAGCCAAUAGUUGACGAUCUCACUGCGUUGACUGAAGAUCCACACAAGCUUCCACCAGCUAGUGAACAGGUGAUCGUGGACCUGAAAGGCUCGGACUUCUCUUGGUCCUACCAGACUCCCCCCUCCUCCCCCAGCAGCAGCGGCUCCAGGAAGAGCAGCAUGUGCAGUCUCCUUCAGAUGCCCUCUGCAGGAGCCCAUCGGCUCAGCAGCGUGUCCUCCCAUGACUCCGGCUUUGUCUCUCAGGACGCCAACACACACUCUAAGCCUCCGUCACCCAUGCCCUCUGAUAUUGCCAGCCAGAAAUCGACAAGCUCAGCCUCCUCAGAGGCUUCAGAAACCUGCCCGUCUGUCAGCGAGUGCAACUCACCUACAGUGUUUGGCUCAUGCUCAUCCUUCGGUACCUUCCGCCCUGCUUUUUCUCACACUGGCACCAUCAGGCCUCUCUCUGUCAUACUUCCUGCGUCCCCUACAUUUACUCACUCUCCUGGAUCCAACACCCCCUCACCCACAUCAAAGAUCCCUAACUGGAAGGAUUGGGCCAAACUUAGCUCCUGUGAGCCGUCAUUGGCCGGCACUCUGCAGGGAAGGAGAGAAUCUGCAGACAAGAUGAGAGAAAUGGAGGCUCCGCCCAGUCCACAGGGGUAUUCUGGGAUGCAGUCAGAGGAUUCUCACAGAGGGAGACUUGGCCCCGUGAACAAGCACGGUGAGCCCCUCUCUCCAGCAGCCAGUACUUUAGCCAUGGUUUUGACCAGAGGUUUGAGCAUAGAGCAGCAGAAGAGCAGCAGAGACUCUCUGCAGUACUCCAGUGGCUACAGCACCCAGACCAACACCCCAUCAUGCUCUGAGGACACCAUCCCCUCACAAGGUUCAGACUAUGAUUGCUACUCUCUCAACGGGGAUGCUGACAGUGAGGGGCAAAGCGACUUCGACAAGUCCUCCACCAUCCCCCGCCACAGCAACAUUGCUCAGAGCUACCGUCGCAUGAUCCAAACCAAGAGGCCUGCCAGCACGGCUGGUCUACCUGCAGGUAAGACUCAAAAUGGGGCUGCAGGAAACAGCUCUGGAGCCAUUACCUCAGGGACCGCCACCAUUCGCCGGACGCCGUCCUCCAAGGCUGGUAUAAGGCGCACACCAUCCACCUCCGGCCCCAUUCCCAUCCGACCGCCCAUUGUACCAGUCAAAACCCCCACAGUACCAGACUCGCCAGGGUAUGCUAGCCCGUCGCAAUUCUACAUAUGCAGCGAGGAUUUUCUAUGCAGUGAUGACACAUCUACUAGUGACUACAUGAGGGCUUCCCCCAAGCGAAUGAGUCUUCCUGAGGCCAGCUGGGGCUCAAGUGGAGGGGUGGCAGACAGGACUGUCAGAGCUCAGCUUACACAUGUCAGGGGCAACAACAGUGUGGAGGAAGACCCUCAGCUCGCUGCCAACCGCCACAGCCUGGUGGAAAAGAUAGGAGAGCUGGCAGCUAGCGCGCACGCCCUAGGUGAGGGUCACUUCCCCUUCCCCAGCUCACUGUCAGAGAGUGCAGCUGCAGCACAGCGUAUGCCCCAGGCGCAGGCCCCUUCUGGCCGGGAGGAUGUAGAUAUGCUGGUAAGAAUACGCAGAGGAGUGCGGCUCCGUAAGACGGUGACCGACGACAGGUCGGCCCCCAGGCUCCUGUGGUAGUUGAAGGAGAAGGCUGUAAAGCAGUGAUUUACAGAUUGACACUUUGUAGUGAAUUGAAACAGCACUCAUGUAAUACAUGAACAGUGACGUGGAUUUAGGAAGUGGUGAAUGAAGGCUCUUUAUUUGACUGAUUAGUGGUCACGGUUAUUUCAUUUUAAGUCAUGUAUGUAUUGCAUAUGUACAGAGUAAUUUUUAUUUUUACCUAUGGUUUUUGUCUGUUGGCAUCAUAGCUAUGUGACCCGUUUUAACUUAGUCUGCCCCCUUAGGCCUCGUGAUGAUGUCAUCACAGCCACACACGGCGGAGUUCAAAUGCUUGGUGUGUUCUUUCUCGCCCUAAUUAUUGUUAUAUUAUUAUGUGUUUGGUAAUUAACACAGGUCAGUGGAAAGUCAUGGGCAAAGUGCUCUGUGAGCCUUCUGUGUGUCGUGUUUCUCUUCGUUACUGUAUAAGUACCUUAUUACGUUUUGUUUGACGAGCUGAGGAGCAGCUCUUUAAGUCGUGUAAAUUACAGCAGGUUGACAGUGUUUUUAUGGCUGUAAUGUACUGUCAAUUUAUUCUGAAAAUAAACAGGCUUUUUACUGUUA
Cynoglossus semilaevis (tongue sole) is the source of this 3703-nucleotide messenger RNA. RefSeq names its product MTSS I-BAR domain containing 2a (gene mtss1la). Bases 803 to 3121 code for a protein of 772 amino acids. Lineage: Eukaryota; Metazoa; Chordata; Actinopteri; Pleuronectiformes; Cynoglossidae. The record is from RefSeq and is a predicted model, not a curated record. Gene Ontology annotation, molecular function: actin binding; phospholipid binding. Gene Ontology annotation, biological process: cell projection assembly; plasma membrane organization. Gene Ontology annotation, cellular component: cytoplasmic side of plasma membrane; actin cytoskeleton. The transcript is spliced from 15 exons.